[Candida] anglica is the source of this 2955-nucleotide messenger RNA. The record is from the annotation of a GenBank genome assembly. Lineage: Eukaryota; Fungi; Ascomycota; Pichiomycetes; Serinales; Debaryomycetaceae.
AUGCCGCCAAAGAUCGAAGUGUUGGAUGAUGUCCCACAGGAACCAAGGAAGAAUCCAUUCAGUGUAAAACCACCGAAAAAGCCCACAAUUCGUAGAGAUGCCAAAGAAAUCGAUCCAUCUUACCGCCAAAGAAAGGGGUUAAACAACCCUGAAAUUGCCUCGAAUGCACCCAUAGAUGUUCUCUUUGCAGACUUGGAGAAGAAAAUCAUGGAUAUGGCACUUGUAGAGCUCACUUUCCCCGUUUUGUGUGCCCGAUUUGGCGUCACAUUGACCGAAUCAAUCGACGCUCAGAGAUUGGAUCUUGUGGCCAAACUAUUGGACACCCUUACCCAGAUCCAAACCCUUUCAAUGAACCAGCAAAUAGGUGGGGAUUCUCUAAUUUCCAUUGCCCUUCACGAUAUCAGAACCUUCAGCACUUUAGUAAAUCUAAUCAUCAUCCAUGGAGUGUAUCCAGCCCUCACCAAAUAUCUGAUUGGGAUCCCAUUUGAGCAAAGAAGACUCAAUUCCUUCACCAAGGGAGCCACUCCCAUUAAAAUUGUCAAGAUGGAAUCUGAUCCAGAACCACUUCUCCUACUUCUUUAUCGGAAAUUUCUAGAAAUCUUCCAAUGUGAAGGGUCUGACGUUAAGGAACUUCUUCUCAGAGGCACUGGGUUCUCUGACUUCUACACCAUCACCUUAGCAUUGAUGACUAUCCCCAGUAUCAAUAGUCUGACCAAAUCUAUCGUGAAGGCACAAUACCCUCAAAUCAUAUCAAUUCCAGGGACGUUUGAACUUUUCCAAACUCUUUCCCUUCUCUUGGUAUCCCCCUCGCCAUCAUAUUUCAAGGCAUUUGCCACCAUGCAAUUACAAGUGCUUCAUUUCGACUCUCCUCAUAAAGAUGGGCUUCUUACCCUUGUAGAGUUUGUGCUUGGACUAAGAGAAAAUGAAGAGGUCAAUGUUGAAAAAUUCGAUCAUGUGGCAAAUGUAGUGUUGCUGAAACCAAAACAAAUCCCCACCGUGCAAUAUUUCCAGAGUAUUGGCCUACAAAUGUACGAUCUAUUGGUUAAUAUAAACAAGCCAGUGGUCAAUAGUUGUAUUUGUUAUGUUUUGGAGAAGCUAUGGAUGAGAAAUGAACUUGUAGUGAAGGAUUUCUUUUUAAAAUUGAUCUGGAAGAAUUUUGGAAAUCAUUUGGAGAGUACUACAAAUACUACUACUUCUACUAUUGUCUCUGAAAAAUCCUUAAAUAAUAACAUUAAUGUCCUUUUAUCACUCACAAAGAAUAAUCCAUCUCCGAGUCUACUCUCUGCCCUGUUCAAUCCAAUCCUUAUCAAUCUUUGGGCAUACUUUAAUUAUCUCAAAAGGCAAAGUAAACCAAUUGGGGUGAUUAAAAACUUGCUCGUUAGUUACUUCACCAUCAUGAAACAAGAAAAUUCAGAUGAUGGGUUGGAUACUAUUACCAAAAACAUUCUUCGUGAAGGAGGAGAUGAAUGGGAAUUUUCAAUGGGACCAAAUGAUAUGGUUGAAAUAGUCCACAAGGCACCACAAAUCGGUUCCCAGACCAAUGAAGCCAAGGUCAACACCUUCCUUAGUCAAUUGGACGUCUCUAUCGAUCUUUUCACCGAUCUUUUGACCGAUUUGGACGAUACUUUUGUUCAACUGGUGUUUACCAAAGUGUUGAAAAGAUGGUUGAAUAUUGACCAGAUGGCCACCAAUCUUGUGAGCGAUGAUGAGAAUCCAUUUUUCAAGUUGAUCGAUUUACGGAUCCUUGAAGGAUUGGGAAAUAAGUUCAAGGAGAGUCUUGCCAAGACACCAUAUGAUAUGUUGGAGAUUGUAGAUACAUUUCUUUCAUUGUAUGGGAGGAAUUCACCACAGGGAAAACAAGUACAUGACACGGAAGUCGACUCAGACGAUGACUCUGAUGAUGAAUCCGAUGAAGGAUUGGUGGAGCAAACAAUCCCAAUCCUAUUGGAAUUAUUAUCCGCCAUUCUUUCAGAAACGUCAAGUUCCGAUCUUGAUGAACCAUGUUUCAAAAUCCUUACCAAGAUCCUUCCUCGGUUGAAAUUAAUUCAAACCGGUCCCUCGGUAAAUGCUGCACAAUCUCUUUACGAAAGAAUCACUUCCCUCCUUCAGAACGACAAACAAGCACCCAAGACCACUAAGGAAUUGCAUGCAAAGACGUUGGCUAGGGCCAUCACCAGUUUAAACGAUCCCUUGGUGCCCAUAAGGGCGCACGGACUUCAUCUUCUUCGUCAAUUGAUCACCUUGAAGAGUGAAGUGAUUUCGCUUGAUUUCGUGGUUAACUUACAUUUGGUUCAACUCAAAGACCCGGAACCGUUCAUCUACUUGAACGUCAUCAAGGGGCUCCAACAGCUUAUCGAAUGGGACGAAGCCACCGUGGUCCCGAUGUAUGUUGACCUUUACACUCAGAAGGAUUUGGAUUUGGAUGAAAGACUUCGAAUCGGUGAAGUAUUACUUCGUUACAUUCAAGAAUCAGGCGAACUAUUUUCAGGGGACACUUCCAAAUGUGUUGUUGAAGGAGCGUUGAAGUUGGUAAGAAGAAGAUCAGAAGAAGAAGAACCCGUCGAUAAUAGACUCCGUAACUCGGCAAUGUCUCUUCUUGGAGUUUGUUGUAUGACUAAUCCAAUAGGAAUGGUUGACAAUCUACGUGAUGUACUCGACUGUGCUAUUGGGAUCUUGAAACAUGAAACUUCUAAAGAUGAAGCUAUCAUGAGAAGAUCAGCCAUUGUCCUUAUCCAUGAUCUUAUCAUUGGAACUUCCAAUUCAGAAGUCCUACCAUUCCCGGAAGAGUAUAGGAAAGAUGCUUGGAAUUCAUUGAAUUACGUCUACACUACAGACUCAGACUUGUUGGUUAGAGACCAGGCCAAAUCGGUCAUUGACACCAUCGAUGACUUGGUCAAACAAUCAUUCCAACAAUACGAAAUGAAUGAUCAAUACGAAAAAUUUAAAAUCAUAUAA